Messenger RNA from Oncorhynchus nerka (sockeye salmon), 4754 nucleotides. RefSeq names its product hyaluronidase-4-like. Gene Ontology annotation, molecular function: hyalurononglucosaminidase activity. The transcript is spliced from 4 exons. Gene Ontology annotation, biological process: carbohydrate metabolic process; hyaluronan catabolic process. The coding region runs from base 224 to 1741 and encodes 505 amino acids. Gene Ontology annotation, cellular component: cytoplasmic vesicle. The record is from RefSeq and is a predicted model, not a curated record. Lineage: Eukaryota; Metazoa; Chordata; Actinopteri; Salmoniformes; Salmonidae.
UCUCGCUUUCCCUCUCCUGCUCCCUCUCCCUCGCUCUCUUCCUUCACUGUAUAUAAGUAUGGUGGGUGGAUUGUGUGUCAGACAGAGUAAAGGAAUGCCAGAGUGUGGGACAGAUGGAGAGGGGCACAAUCCCUGUGCCUCCCCCUGGAUUGGCUGAUAGUGAUGGUCGCCAUACGGAAUCUACAGAUGAUUGACGACCCCUUCAGUUGAACCAAGCCCCAGGAUGAUCAUGUUGCCCGUCAGCGGUGGCCACUAUCACCACGUCAUGCCUGUGGCUUGUGCCCUCACCUGCUUCUGGCUCCUGCUACUUUUUCAUGCCGUCUUUGGCCAGAAGCCCGCCAAGCUGCCCCUGGUGGGUCGCAAGCCCUUCAUUGCUGCCUGGAAUGCACCGCUGGACCUGUGCACUGUCAAGUACAAUGUCCACACCAACCUGGAGCAACUCUUCCACAUCAGUGGCAGCCCACGGGCCAUCCGCACUGGCCAGAAUGUCACCAUUUUCUAUGCCAAUCGGCUGGGCCUCUACCCUUUUUACACGGACCAGGGCGUCCCCAUCAAUGGAGGCCUCCCCCAGAACUGCAGCCUGGAGGCCCACCUCCUCAAGACGUACAAGGACAUCGUCCAUUUUAUCCCCUCUGAGGACUUUGCUGGACUGGCAGUCAUCGACUGGGAGUAUUGGCGGCCUCAGUGGAACCGCAACUGGCACAAGAAGGACAUCUACCGAUGCAAGUCCCGGGAGAUGAUCGCACAGGCCUAUGUCAACGUGACUCCAUCACAAAUCGAGGUGCUGGCACAAAAACGCUUUGAGAGGAGUGGCCAGGCAUUCAUGCAGAGGACAGUCCAGCUAGGGACGCGCCUUCGCCCCAAUGGACUCUGGGGCUUCUACCUCUACCCAGACUGCCACAACUACAACCUGCAUGAGCACAACUACACAGGCUCCUGCCCCCUGCUAGAGAGCCUGCGUAACGACGAGCUGCUCUGGUUGUGGAAUAGCAGCACAGCAUUGUUCCCCUCAGUGGCUAUCAGGAAGAGUCAAAAAGAUAGUGUCAGCAACCUCCAUUUCUCCCAGUUCAGGGUGCUGGAGUCUCUGAGGAUAGCUGGGCUUACCUCGCACGACUUUGAGCUGCCCACAUUUGUGUACACACGCCUAGGGUACAGGGAUGAGGCUAUGGCCUUCCUCACCACGACAGACUUGAUCCACACCAUUGGUGAGAGUGCUGCUUUGGGGGCUGCAGGUUUUGUGAUCUGGGGAGACCUCAACCUCACUUCAUCCAAACACAACUGCACAAAGGUAAAGUCCUUCCUCAAACACCGUCUGGGUCAAUACAUCACCAAUGUGACACGGGCCGCAGAGGUCUGCAGUGACUUCCUGUGCCAGAGCAACGGCCGCUGUGUCCGCAGGGACCUCCACGCCCCGUACUACCUCCACCUGAGCGGAGACAGCUACCACAUUCAGCCCUCGGGGGACGGGGACUUUGCGGUCACGGGCAAGCACUCGCUGCGUGAGCUCCAACUACUGGCCAAGAGAUUCCACUGUCACUGCUAUGAGGGACACGCCGGGGAGAAGUGUGAUAGCCUGAACAAGGUGGUGGCAGAAGAGGAGGAAGAGGAGGGGGGAGAGUUGGAGGAGGGGGGAGAGGCGGAGGAUGGGGAGAAGGAGCAGAGGGAAAGUGCCGCUCCACAAACUGGGAACAGCUUUAGCUUGGUGGUGUUGCUCCUUCUAUUGAAUGUCUCCUUUGUGUGACUGUGGUAUGAUAAUAGCACUUUAAGUGUCUUGUGUUGUUUGGGGUAGGGGAGACAGAGCUUGAAGUCACUUCCAUGGGAACUGCUAUUACGUAAUGCUGUGCCGUCGUCCUACAGGGUCCUGUAUUAUAGUGGGUAACGCUUUACUUGAAGGGUACCUGCAUAAUGACUACAUGACACAUCCAUAAUUCAUACACACUUCAUUUGUAAAGUCUGAUUAUAUCUAACAAUGGGACCAAUAUAAACUCUGGGCGAUUCUUUUGUCAUUUUGCAUUUAAGCAUGCGUUGCCAGCAACAGCAUUUAUUUGCUGAAAGUGAGCUAACUUCCUAACUUGUCACCUCACCGCUAUCACUACUGGUACCAUUGUAAGCACUGACAAUGAAAAGGUGUCUGGGAGUCUUGCUCCAGUCUUCCCUAAUACUGUGUAGUUUCAUAUAGCAAUAAGCUUGACAUUUGCACAACUCAAAUGAGUUUCUUUUUUCAUGGUAAGCCUAUCAUUGAAUGAUAAUUAAUUUCAAUAGAUGAUCUAAUUUGGCUAUUAAAGGCACAAUAAAGUUGAAAAAUUACUAGACACUGCGCAAUUUGAAAAAGCCUUUGGUGUAUUUUUUUAAUCGAACAUGUUAGGAACCACAUCACAUUUGGGCCACAAGACCUUCCACAUGUGUAAUAGGUGACGUAUAAGAAUGUUGUGCAACAUCGGUGCUAUGGAGGUUGACAGUUGUUUCUUUCCCACACCUUUCUGCAAACAUUGGUGUUCAAGCAAAGUCAUAUUCAGACGGAACAUCUCAUCGAUUCACCGUUCAAAAAGAAUCCCAAACCUUACUUAUCACUCUGACAUUGAAGCUUGAAGUGCAGAUAGAAAGUGGGUCACCAGCAAUUGAAUAGACAAGGUAUUUAAUCAUCAGCCUUUGCCUUUCCUCCUUAGUACUUUGUCAAUACUAAUUAGGACACUUAGAAGCUAUUUUUUUUUCAACAUCAAAUUCAGUGUCUUCUACCCAGGUUACUCUUGAAAUGUGUGUUGAAAACUGUGUAAAAUGAUUUAUGUACAAUUUUCAUACUAAACUGGAAUGUAAAACCAUUAUAUGUCACAUAUGGACAAUAUUUUAUUUGAAUGGAAAUAAUAGAAAUGUUUAAAAUCUUGCAAGUUUUGUUCAUGUUGUUGUUUACCCAAUGCACGAUGGCACUGUACAAUGUACUCCAAAUGUUAUUUCCAAGGGCUAGUCUUAUAACUGAUGUAGCAGCAAUAUAAGGCAAGUUUCUUUGUGGAUGCUUUACUUUUUGUUGAUGUGUAAUGUGUAUGGAUAAGCGGUUCAUAUACAUUUGAAGUCGGUUAGGAUCACCACUUUAUUUUAAGAAUGUGAAAUGUCAGAAUAAUAGUAGAGAGAAUGUGUUAUUUCAGCUUUUAUUUCUUUCAUCACAUUCCCAGUGGGUCAGAAGUUUACAUACUCUCAAUUAGCAUUUGGUAGCAUUGCAUUUAAAUUGCUUCCUCCUGACAGAACUGGUGUAACUGAGUCAGAUUGGUAGGCCUCCGUGCUCCCACACAUUUUUUCAGUUCUGCCCAUACAUUUUCUAUAGGUUUGAGGUCAGGGUUUUUUGAUGGCCACUCCAAUACCUUGACUUUGUUGUCCUUAAGUCAUUUUGCCACAACUUUGGAAGUAUGCUUGGGGUCAUUGUCCAUUUGAAAGACAUUUGCAACCAAGCUUUAACUUCCUGACUGAUGUCUUGAGAUGUUGCUUCAAUAUAGCCACAAUUUCCCUCCCUAAUGAUGCCAUCUAUUUUGUGAAGUGCACCAGUCCCUCCUGCAGCAAAGCAUCCCCACAACAUGAUGCUGCCACCCCUGUGCUUCACAGUUGGGAUGCUGUUCUUCGGCUUGCAAGCCUCCCCCCUUUUUUCCUCCAAACAUAACGAUGGUCAAUAUGGCCAAACAGUUCUAUUUUUGUUUCAUCAGACCAGAGGACAUUUUUCCAAAAAGUAUGAUCUUUGUCCCAAUGUGCAGUUGCAAACCGUAGUCUGGCUGUUUUUAUGGCAGUUUUGGAGCAGUGGCUUCUUCCUUGCUGAGCAGCCUUUCAGGUUAUGUCAAUAUAGGACUCAUUUUACUGUGGAUAUAGAUACUUUUGUGCCUGUCACCUCCAUCAUCUUCACAAGGUCCUUUGCUGUUGUUCUGGGUUUUAUUUGCACUUUUCGUACCAAAGUACUUUCAUCACUAGGACUUUCAUCACUUCAUUGGAAAUUGCUCCCAAGGAUGAACCAGACUUGGGGAGGUCUACAAUUUAUUUCUGAGGUCUUGGCUGAUUUCUUUUGAUUUUGCCAUGAUGUCAAGCAAUGAGACACUGAGUUCCAAGGUAGGCCUUGAAAUACAUCCACAUGUACACCUCCAAUUGACUCAAAUGAGAAGCUUCUAAAGUCAUGAUGUUUUCUGGACUUUUCUAAGCUGUUUAAAUGCACAGUCAACUUAGUGUAUGUAAACUUCUGACCCACUGGAAUUGGGAUACAGUGUGUUAUAAGUGAAAUAUUCUGUCUGUGAACCAUAGUUGGAAAAAUUACUUUUGUCAUGCACAAAGUAGAUGUCCUAACCAACUUGCCAAAACUAUAGUUUGUUAACAAGAAAUCUGUGGAGUGGUUGAAAUACUUAGGUUGGAGUCAUUAAAACUAGUUUAUGUAAAUUUCCAACUUCAACUGUAAGUAGUUCAAACUUCAUUAACAUUUCAUAUAUUUAUCAUUAUGUCUACUUUUUAAUGGAUGAGUGGAUGAUUUAAUCUCAGAAUCACAUCAGUCUUGAUUGGCAGGCAAUGGAGCUGGCUCAUACAGUAUAUUGGGGCGGCAGGUAGCCUAGUGGUUAGAGCAUUGAGCCAGUAACCGAAAGGUUGCUGGAUUGAAUCCCUGAGCUGACAAGGUAAAAAAAUCUGUCGUUCUGCUCCUGAACAAGGCAUUUAACCCACUAUUCCCCGGUAGGCCGUCAUUGUAAAUAAGAAUCUGUUCUUAACUGACUUGCCUUGUUAAUUCAGGGUUAAAU